This is a messenger RNA of Polyodon spathula (Mississippi paddlefish), 1734 nucleotides long. Its product is annotated as E3 ubiquitin-protein ligase TRIM56-like. Gene Ontology annotation, biological process: positive regulation of DNA-templated transcription. The record is from RefSeq and is a predicted model, not a curated record. NCBI's taxonomy places the organism in Eukaryota, Metazoa, Chordata, Actinopteri, Acipenseriformes, Polyodontidae. Bases 210 to 1331 code for a protein of 373 amino acids. The transcript is spliced from 2 exons. Gene Ontology annotation, molecular function: ubiquitin-protein transferase activity; metal ion binding. Gene Ontology annotation, cellular component: nucleoplasm; chromatin.
CUGACGUCCCCCACUCCAGCCGUCUUUCUGACAAGGAGUAUCAAUUAUUCUGAAAUGAAAGUUACUGAUGCAUACUGCAGCUGUGGUAGGUUUCAUUAUUAUUCAGGCAGCAGGUUCACUGAUAAUACACCUGCUUCUUGCAUAAUCUGCUUUGCAUUGGUGAUUGUUGCUGUUUCACUGAAGAAAACAACGGACAUUGAACCAGAACCAUGGCAAGCGCAGAUCCACAGCUUUCUGAGUUGAUUGAAGAAGAGUUUCUAAAGUGCAAGAUCUGCUUUGAGCUGUACAAGUCUCCCCGGAUCCUGCCCUGCCUGCACUCUUACUGUGAGCCGUGUCUAAAGAAGAUGUUGGACAAAGGGAAAGGCACUAUCUGCUGCCCUGAGUGCCGAACACAGACACAAAUUCAGGGCAGCGUCAGUAAUAUCAAAACCAACUUCUACAUAAAAAGUCUUCUGGACCUGUUUGAGUCUAAGAGGAACAAGGAUGCAGUCUGCUCUGUGUUCCAGUCCUGUUCAGACACACUUAUUCAGCUGCCCACUUUAGUUCGCUCAUUUGACACAGAAGGUAAGGAAGAUGAAUUUGACCAAAACAUAACAGGCAUUGCCAACUUUGAAAACGGGGAUAUUGUCAUUGCUGAUGAGAGUAACUCAGUUGUAAAGGAAUUUAGGCAAAAUGGGAAGACAAUAGGUGACACUUCUGUGUCAGAGGAAUGCUGCCCUUGCAGUGUCACUGUUUGUGGGGAUACUGUUUAUUUUUCUUCAACAACAAAGCUUUAUAAGAUCACAAAAGACAGCGAUAUAAUUCAAGUAAACAAUUUGCGUGGGUCACAGAACAGUUAUCCCAUUGCCUCAUACAAGGGCAAGUACAUAGCCGUGAGUGAAGGGGCAGCAUGCACCUUGUCUCUAUAUGAUCCCAAAGGCUCCCUUGUGGAUAGAAUUAGGCCUCAUGGUUACUCUGGUGGGAAGUUCAUGUUUCUGGCAAUCAACAGCAGAGAAGAGUUUAUUGUUACAGACAGUGCCAAGAAAUGUAUAGUGGUUUUUACAAAGGCUGGAGAGAUCAUAAACGUGUGUUCGUCUGCAGGUUAUGGAAAAUUUGUUCCAUUCAGUGUUUGUGUUGAUCACAGAGACAAUAUUUAUGCAGUUGAAAGUGGGAGGAUCAUUCAGCUUUCACCCAAUGGGGAGUUCCAGAGAGUGUUUGUGGACUUUAAAGAUGACACAUUCAGGCCAAAGCUUAUAACUGCAGAUGCCUUUGGAAACCUCAUUGUGACUGAUAAGGAGGGGUCUAUAAGGCUUUAUAAAAUUAAAACCUUUUCUAUCAAGAUGAUUGAAUAGACAAAGCAAAUCAGAAUCACUUUAAAGACUUUAUUAACCAACACAAUUAAUUGAAGAACUUAUAACCCCAAUAAGAAAAAAACCCCCAAAAAAACAACAAAGUAUUAUGAAGCCAUAUUUAAAUGCCUGCAUAAGGUAAUAAUUAAAAAGAUUUAAAUAUUGUUGUACUUUAAUUUUUAAUUGAAUAAAGAAUUUGAGGUGCAGUAUUUAACAGGCAUUUUAUUUGGACUACUCUUGACUCGCUGAUCAAUGACCUGACCCUGUGAACAAGGCUGUCCUUACAAAGGUAACACAAAAUUCUUCUGUCAGGACAUAGCAUUCUCAUUGGCUAUUAUUUUAUUGUUAAUAAAACAAUGUAUAAUCCUCUCCCAACACUGAAACUCUAAACCUAAUGUCAGUAUCC